Messenger RNA from Lontra canadensis (Northern American river otter), 2131 nucleotides. RefSeq names its product ring finger protein, transmembrane 2 (gene RNFT2). The record is from RefSeq and is a predicted model, not a curated record. Gene Ontology annotation, biological process: positive regulation of ERAD pathway. The transcript is spliced from 11 exons. Gene Ontology annotation, molecular function: ubiquitin protein ligase activity. Bases 587 to 1933 code for a protein of 448 amino acids. NCBI's taxonomy places the organism in Eukaryota, Metazoa, Chordata, Mammalia, Carnivora, Mustelidae.
AGAGAACGCGUUUUUUUCCUUCGGGGACAGUCCGUGUAGUCUCCUGUCCUUGCAGUCCGAGGGCAUUUUGUGCCGAACGUUGGUUGCAGGAAUGCUCGCGGCUUUGUUCCUCAAGUGUACCUGCCGGCUUCCAGUGCUUGGGACCCAGGAGAUGCUCUCGCCAGCAUUUCGGUGCAGCCCUGUAACGGCCUGGGGGCGCAACUUAAAACAAAGCGUGCACUGAGAAGUCUCAGGGUAAUUCUUCACAGGGAGGUAGUACGAUGAAUGGAGCAGAGGGUUAAGAGGCGUUUCAUUUAGUCAUUCGGAUGCAUCCCACGUGCAAAAUUUUAUACCAGAAUUCAGUAUUGGAAUAAUUAUGUAUGGCCUGCUUCCAAGAGUGAAUCUGAAGCCCCUCGAAGUCGAGCAUCUGAAGUAGAAUCUUGGGCGUGUGAUUUAGGAAGGGUUUGGAGUCUGGUAAGCUCUGGUGACCUGUGCAUCCUUCUGAAGAGGCCCAAGAGGCCCGCUAUCGCUGAAUUCUAGGGGUCACAACCCCAUCAGAGCCCUGCAGGCCCCGCUCAGACAUCAUAAACAUGGAGUUCUGAAGUCCAUGUGGCUCCUAACAGUGAACCAGGUCUUAAGGAAAAUGCAGAGACGCCACAGUAGUAACACGGAUAACGGUCCACCUGAAAGAAAUCGCAGCCAAGCGCUCAGCUCUGAGGCAAGCGUGGAUGAAGGCGGUGUCUUUGAAAGCCUGAAGGCAGAGUCGGCCUCCCCACCCGCGCUCUUCUCUGGUCUCCCUGGCCUACCAGCAGGCAGCCUGCCCACCACCCAAUUCCCAUCCAGCCUGGUGCUGGGGGCGUCGGCCGGAGGCGGAGACGUGUUCAUCCAGAUGCCUGCGUCCAGGGAGGAGGCCGGGGGCCGGGGUGAGGGGGGCGCCUACCACCACCGCCAGCCCCACCACCACUUCCACCACAGUGGCCACCGUGGGAGCUCGCUGCUGCAGCAUGUGGGCGGAGACCACCGUGCCCACUCAGAUGAGGGGAGCGACGAGCAGCCAGGGACACCUGCCCCUGCCCUGUCCGAGCUGAAGGCCGUGGUCUGCUGGCUCCAGAAGGGGCUGCCCUUCAUCCUGAUCCUCCUGGCCAAAGUGUGCUUCCAACACAAGCUCGGCAUUGCUGUGUGCAUCGGGAUGGCCAGCACCUUCGCCUACGCCAACUCCACGCUUCGAGAACAGGUCUCUCUGAAGGAAAAGAGGUCGGUGCUGGUCAUCUUGUGGAUCUUGGCCUUUCUGGCGGGGAACACCCUGUAUGUUCUCUAUACAUUCAGUUCCCAACAGCUGUACAACAGCCUCAUAUUCCUGAAGCCCAACCUGGAGACGCUGGACUUCUUCGACCUGCUGUGGAUCGUGGGCAUUGCUGAUUUUGUGCUGAAGUAUGUCACCAUCGCCCUCAAGUGCCUCGUCGUGGCCCUGCCCAAGAUCAUCCUGGCCGUCAAGUCCAAGGGCAAGUUCUAUCUGGUCAUCGAGGAGUUGAGCCAGCUGUUCCGAUCACUUGUCCCCAUCCAGCUGUGGUAUAAAUACAUCAUGGGGGACGACUCCUCCAACAGCUACUUCUUAGGAGGGGUCCUGAUUGUUCUCUACAGCCUCUGCAAGUCAUUCGACAUCUGUGGUCGUGUGGGCGGAGUUAGGAAAGCCCUGAAGCUUCUCUGCACCUCUCAGAAUUACGGCGUCCGGGCCACUGGGCAGCAGUGCACAGAAGCCGGUGAUAUCUGUGCCAUCUGCCAGGCCGAGUUCCGGGACCCUCUGAUCCUCAUGUGCCAGCACGUGUUCUGUGAGGAGUGCCUCUGCCUCUGGCUGGACCGGGAGCGCACCUGCCCGCUCUGCCGCUCGGUUGCCGUGGAUACUCUGCGCUGCUGGAAGGACGGGGCCACUUCGGCACACUUCCAGGUGUAUUAGGGCUAAAGGACAAGGAACUCAAGCUCCAAGCCACGCUCUGGAAGCCGAGGGAUGGCCUGGGUGAUUGGGUUCAGCUCCAGAGACUUCCUGGAACACAGGCCUCAAGCGUGUACUAUCCUGCCUCCUGCCUUUCUCCACCUCCUUCCCUAAAGCCAGGCCCCUGUGCUCCUGUCCUUCACCUUUCUCCCCUGUCCUGUG